AUGAUGAACCUUAACCCCCAUCUUCAGUAUUUGCAACAGCAACAACAACAACUGCAAGGCCAACAACAAUCAGUUCAACAGCAACAACCACAGGCUGGCCAAACCCAGUCGGGCCAGUCACCUCAAUUAAGUCAAUUACAAUUACAGCAAUUACAAAGACAACAGUUAUUACAACAACAGACCCUGCAACUGCAACCACAAAUAACCACACCUACUUCAGCUAACCCAUUAUUGGCAAUUUUGAAUGGAGGAAGUGCAAAUUCAAAUACCACAUCAACCCCAGGCAGUUUAUCCUCAAAUCCAGUAUUACAGCAAUUACAAUUACAACAGCUUCAACAACAACAACAGCAACAGCAGCAACAACGACAACGACAACAGCAACAGUUGCAACAAGCACAGUUCCAACAAUUACAAGCUCAGCAAAUCCAACAAGCUCAACAACAGCAGCAACAACAACAACAAGUACAACCAGUUGCACCACAGUCAAUUCCUAUUAUUAAAGAAGUUUGGGCUCAUAAUUUAGAACAUGAGUUUCAAUCAUUAAGGACAUUUAUAAAUGACAAAACUUCCAAGAUUUAUAUUUCUAUUCAUCAAGAAAUUCCUGGGAUUGUAGCUAGGCCCGUGGGUACUUUUAAAUCAUCAUCUGAUUAUCAUUUUCAAACUUUAAGAACAAACUCGGAUUUACUAAACUUGAUUCAAUUAUCAUUAUGUGUUGUUAAAAUUACUAAAAAUGAUGUUAUAAGUUCUUCUAUUAUAUGGCAAUUCAAUUUCUUGUAUGAUUUGUCUAAAGAAAUGUACAAUGAAGAACAUUUAUCUUUAUUAUCACAAAGUUCUCAAAUCAAUUUCCAAUUACAUUCAACUCAAGGUAUUCCACAUUUCGAUUUUUCUGAAUUAAUGAUUGAGAGUGGUUUGAUUUUAGAUGAUAAUAUAAACUGGAUUUCUUUCCAUGCUGGAUAUGACUUGGGUUUCUUUGUAAGUUUAUUACUGAAUCGUGAUUUACCAGUUGAUGAACCUGAUUUCUAUUGGUGGUGUGGUAAAUAUUUCCCAAACUAUUAUGAUUUGAAAUAUAUUGGUAAUCAAAUUUUGAAUAAAAACUCUGGUCUAACCAAUGGUACAAAUACCCCAGAUGAUAAAAGUAAUAGUAACAAUAAACCAUCAAUUGAAUAUUUAGCUGAAGAAUUGCAUUUGUUACCAAUUUCUCCAGCUAUUCGUCAACAUUUCACCAAUUCUUCAUCAACUGCUUCUAAUACAAAUGCAUCUUUCCAUUCUCAACAAUUAUCAUCUACUUUGCAUGCAUAUUUGUCAAUGGAAUGUUUUAAAGAAUUAUUAAGACGUUCAAAUAUAGCCGUAUUAAAUAGAUUUAAGGGGAUAAUUUGGGGAUUAGGAAGUUUUAAUGCCAAUGGAAGUACAUCGAAUGCAACAACUAAUACAUCCACAUCUGUCAAUAAUGAUGAUUCUUUCACUGCUACUACUGCAGCAGCUAUUAGAAUGAAUGGUAUUUCAACCCCUUCAACUCCAGUUGCAAGUAUAAACAAGGGUGGAAUGGUACAUUUUGGUGGUAGAGUGUAA
This is a messenger RNA of Candida tropicalis MYA-3404, 1569 nucleotides long. RefSeq names its product CCR4-NOT core DEDD family RNase subunit (gene POP2). The coding region runs from base 1 to 1569 and encodes 522 amino acids. NCBI's taxonomy places the organism in Eukaryota, Fungi, Ascomycota, Pichiomycetes, Serinales, Debaryomycetaceae. The record is from RefSeq and is a predicted model, not a curated record. Gene Ontology annotation, cellular component: CCR4-NOT complex; CCR4-NOT core complex; P-body. The transcript has a single exon. Gene Ontology annotation, molecular function: poly(A)-specific ribonuclease activity; nucleic acid binding.